AUGGAUCAGUGUCACAAAAGGCUACUAUUAGUAUUGACUUUAGUAACAGAUUAUGCAUCUGUGGUUCAGACGAAGGUUGGCAGGAAAAAGCGCCGAGAGUGUCGUAAGCAGCAGCGUUUGACGAGCUGGACGCCUCUGAGCAAACCGUCUAAGCCGGUCUCGGUCGAGGCCCAUGACAACGACUGCCAGACCUGUCCAGAGGGUUGGCUCCUGUGCUCCUGGUGCGGCCGGUUCCUGCCGCCGACGGGGCAACUGGGCCACGAGGCGGCCUGUCGAGCAGAAGUGGUGCAGCGGGAGACUGAGGCUCGUCUUAUGGAGCAGCAGAGACGGCUGCGUCGAAGACGUCGGCAGCAGCAAGAGCGUCUCGGCGACAGAGACGAUGGGGCAGAAGAGGUUGGAGCAGACGAAAGCGGUGCUGAGGAGACGGACGUGACGACGCUGCGGGCGGCGCUUCCCGAAGGAACGAGCUGGCGUGUCACUCGGUGCUUGGUUCGAACCCCGGAGGGGCCUGCGACGCUGUUGACGCUGAGUCGGCCGUCUCUCGGCAGGUUGAACUCGCGAAAGGAGGCGGCCAGUUUGCAGUCACGAGGCUCGGCUGCGGUGAGUGGCGAUGGUCGCGAUUGGCCUUUGUCUGGGUCAGGAGCAACCGAACAUUUCGGUUGGGGCGCUUUUCAAGCUGUGGCACUCCUUCUGGAAAUGCAUCCAGAGAGCGUUAGAUGGGAAGGCUAA
Messenger RNA from Protopolystoma xenopodis, 729 nucleotides. NCBI's taxonomy places the organism in Eukaryota, Metazoa, Platyhelminthes, Monogenea, Polystomatidea, Polystomatidae. The record is from the annotation of a GenBank genome assembly.